Messenger RNA from Aspergillus piperis CBS 112811, 3204 nucleotides. RefSeq names its product Zn(II)2Cys6 transcription factor domain-containing protein. Gene Ontology annotation, cellular component: nucleus. The transcript is spliced from 5 exons. Gene Ontology annotation, molecular function: zinc ion binding; DNA-binding transcription factor activity, RNA polymerase II-specific. Gene Ontology annotation, biological process: aromatic amino acid catabolic process; positive regulation of transcription by RNA polymerase II. The record is from RefSeq and is a predicted model, not a curated record. The coding region runs from base 1 to 3204 and encodes 1067 amino acids. NCBI's taxonomy places the organism in Eukaryota, Fungi, Ascomycota, Eurotiomycetes, Eurotiales, Aspergillaceae.
AUGGCGGCGCCUGCGAGUAACGGCCAGCACCACCACGACGCCGCGGCUUCAGCCUCUCAGUCCCUCUAUUCCCACGACCCCGGAGCUCCGAAAUCGCCCUCCCCCCAGCUCCAGCAGCAGCAGCUCCAGGCCCAACAGCCCCAGCAUCGGCGUGGUUACCAGGCUUGCGACCCUUGCCGGAAGCGCAAAGUCAAGUGUGACCUUGGCAGUGUCGAUAAUCCCCGUCCCCCGCCCUGCGUACGAUGUCGCCGCGAAAGCAAGCGCUGCGAGUUCUCCGCUACUCGGCGGAAGCGCAAGCCCUCCGAAGUGGAGGAGCCCACCGAGGCCGUCCUGCGACGCGAUAAGCGGAUGAUGGUGGGCGAGGUCAUCUCGAAUAGCGGAUCCGUCAGUGAUGGAGGCUCAUCCUAUGCGCCCGAGCGCACCUCUUCCUUUGAUAACGGUGCCAGUCUCUCCCGACCAAAAUGGACCGAGGAGUCGCCGGCCACGAACAAUACACAGCAGCUCCCAUCGUCUUCUACGCCCAGCCAUCGGUUUCCCUCCAAUCCAUCGCCGUCCGGAAAUGCGCCGUUCUCCGAACCGAGAAGCACGCGACUGCCCAUGUACUCGGCUGCGGAGCGGAGUCAUGCGGCGAGCUUCAGCCUCGAGGGUGGCCAGCCCAUGAUGAACCGGACCGCCGUUGAGUUGUUGUCGCCGGCCAUCAGUAACAGUCAUGAUGCGUUGCACCUCUUAUCGGAGGCGGCUGGUCGGACAGAGGAUCUCAACCGCCAGAGUCUGGAGAACCGGUAUGCUGCGCGCCAGUCGGUUUCAUCAUUCAAUUCGCCCAUGUCUCCGCUCACGCAGGCUGGUACGCCCCGGAGUGGAGGCGGGUCGUUCUCUCGACCACCCCGCUCCGGGACCGUGCCUGGCGGUACGUACUAUGCUGCGGGCGCAUCAGGGUCCGCUGAUGCGCGACUUCCCGAUGGUCGUGGACCGGCGGAUGCUGCAGAAACGGCACAGGAUCCUGGGUUCGUGGAUGCGGUUAAGGCUUGGUCGCGACUACGAUUUGUUCGUGCAGGGUGGUUGUCCGUGGAAGAGUCGAUGGCCUAUGUAGCAUAUUAUUACGAGCAUCUUGCCCCGCUUAGUCCCAUCGUGAUUCCGGACUUUUCGCAUCCGUCCACUCAUCGGACGUUGCUUACAGACGAGCCAGUGCUCGCAGUGACUAUUCUUACGACAGCGUCGCGGCAUAUGAAGCCCAAGGGCGACGGGGCCUACACGCGUGCUUUCUACAUCCACGACCGCCUGUGGUCAUACCUCCGCGGCAUGAUUGAACGUUUGUUCUGGGGUCAGGAAAAGUUUGGUGGAAACGGUGUUGGCAUUAGCGGGCCUCGUUCGUUUGAUCUCGCGCCGACUUCAUCAAAGAUAAGCCAUAAGGGCAACUUGAGAUCACUGGGCACCAUCGAGGCGCUGCUGAUCCUGACGGAUUGGCAUCCGCGGAACCUACACUUUCCGCCCGGUGACGACGAAAAUGCCUUGCUGGACCUGGACGCGCAAACGCAAAGUCGGUACGAAAAGGAACUCGAAACAGAGGUUGACAAUACGGCCAACCGGGUCCCGAACAGUGCUGCUGAAGGGAGGCUGGCCUUCCAGAAGUGGCUGGAGCCCGCCUGGCGGUCAGACCGGAUGUCGUGGAUGUUGCUGAGUACCGCACAGGCAUUGGCAUUUGAACUGGGAGUAUUCGACCAGAAGAGCGAUGCCAAAGCUGCGGGCGAAUCCCCGUCCGAGCAGACGCGGAAACGUCGACUCCGUCGUUUGAUCCUGGUGUACAUCACUCAGAGCAGUGGUCGCUUGGGUAUCCCGUCCAUGCUGCCGUUGCCUCAGUGGACCAACGACAUUCAGCCCACGUCAGCCAGCGCCGCCAAUGGGGCAGAUACCAUUGUUGACCGGAUGCACGAUUGCUGGAUUGGAAUUUCCAAGAUCAUGUACCAGAGCAAUCAACUCUUAUUUGCGUCGAGCGAGCAGACGUCAGAGCUCAUUCGCAGCGGUCGUUACCGAGAUCAAAUUGACCGGUUCCAGCCAUUCUUGCGCGAGUGGCGACAUAACAUUGACACGAUAGAUUUGGCCCCCUCCAUGCGGUGUAUCUUGAUGAUCGAAUAUGAAUAUACCCGACUCUAUGUCAACUCUUUGGCUUUGCAGGCGGUGGUGGAUCGCUGGACGACAAUGUCGAAUGAAGCGGCUCAGGCCCAGAAUGCGCGCCCGAAUUCUGGUCCAUCCUCGGGCACCGGUUGGUUCCAUGUGCUCAUGGAGUUAUAUCGUGUCAACGAGCAGUACAUCCAGGAAGUGGUCGAUGCCUCCCGCAAGAUCCUGCAGACCGUACUCGAAAUCCUCGUCCCGCGCGAUCACCUUAAGCAUGCCCCUGUCCGGACGUGCUUUCGUAUCCUUUCCGGGAUGAUUUUUAUCUUGAAGACUUUCACGCUUGGUGCCAAAGAAGACGAUGUGCGUGUGUCGCUGGAUCUUCAAGAUCGCACCAUCGAGGCUUUGAAGACCUGUGUAGUUGACGAUGUCCACCUAAACCACGCAAUUGCGCGAUUGCUGGAGUUGCUCACCACCAGCAUUCGCACGCGUUUUCUGCGUUUCGCGCCCUUGGAUCGCAGUGGUGACGGUGAACAAGAACGCCCAUCAGCGCCAGUCUCACGACAUCAGUCACCAAGGCCGCGUGAAGGGCCACAGAACCGUCGGGAGGGGUCGGCGCAUGCCUGGACACCAGCGCAGAGUGCGACACAAAAUCUGGGAUAUGUCGAUAGCAAUAGCCAGACGGGGACCAGCAUGGCCUCUGUCCAUGAUCCGCUGGCCGGCAUCCCUGCCCAGCCGAUCAAUUCGUCCAACAUCAAUGUCUCGUUCAUGCCCCCUCCACCAUCGGUAUACUACAACUACUACGACCCCAGCGCAACUCCGCCGGCGGGCGAACUGGAUGGGUCUAAUGUUCCGUCUCAGGCGAUGCACGACAAUCCGAGCACGUCCGGCGGAUUGCCUGACUGGUUUGCUCUGCCACUCGACCAGUUUUUCAACAGUUCGACGGCCGUGGUGGACCAGGGUCUGGGAGGCACGGGCCCCAUGGUGGGCGAAUUCGACAUGCUGGAGGUGCUUCUGAACGAACAGUAUGACGGUCAUGAGGGGAUUGAGUCGGCUGGCGGAGGGAACCUCCCGUCCCAGUUUUUGCAAUCGUGA